CUUCACUCUCCACACAUCUGGAUACUGCAAACUUGGCGUCCGUCUGCAAAAAAGUGCCAUCAGUCUUUCAGUAAAGUGUGGGAAUUGAAUGAGAUACAUUGCAGCAACUCAACGCCAUGUGAAGAAGCUCCCUCUUUGACUCCUGCAGUCAUAUAUCAGAUUGCAAACAUCUUUUCUAAUGUGGUGACUCUUCAGCAAAGCCCAAAGUCAGGACCACCCGACUCAGUUUCAGAGUUGAGGCUUCAACAAAGAACUGAGAUGAAGCCUAAGAGUCUGGAGACACCUGAUAACGGUGUGGAGUAUAUAGUGGUUGAAGAUGAUACAGACAUGGAAAGUGACAGUGAGGAGGAUUCUUCAAGCUCUGAAUCUGAUGAUGAAGAUGAGCCACUCUCCGAACAUAGUAACUUGUGUCCCAAUGAUCCAGAUUUGGACGAUGACUCAAGUUCAACUGAUUGUUCCAGUGACUCUUCAAAUAGUCUGCACUCAAAAGAAACUGCGGCACCCCCUCCUAAUGUUAAUAGUUCGAUAUGUGCAGCCUGUGGUAGAGGGCCCUUUAGGUCAAUGAAGCUCCAUUUGCUGCACUGUAGUGGUAUCAAGGUGAAAUAUGAGUGUUCACUGUGCAAGAAGCUCUUUGUAACGGAGGGGGCUCGUAAUGAACACUACAUGCCUUUGUAUUCAUGUAACAUCUGUGACCAAGUUUUUUCUCACGAGAGCUCGUACCAUCACCACCAGUGUCCCAAGGAAAGCAAGCCACCUUUGGUCUUCUUUUGUUCAGAGACGAUGCCUAAAGCAUGUAACAUAUGCAAAUCCUUUUUCACUUCAGAGAAAACUUUGUUAAACCACAUCAACAGAGUUCACACAUCAGUGGUCAGCACUAAAAUAUGCAUUAUUACCGAUCCAUCAGCACUGACCAAUAAAAAGGUUUCACCAUCUCUCCGUGGCACAGCGGCCCAGUCAGCCAUCACUACAAAUGUAGUCAACCGGGUCUGUAAUGGAAAGCUCCGCGUCGGCCAACCUUCUGCGGGGUCACUCUCCACUUUUGCAAAAACUAGCCCUUCCUCUUUCUCGACCUCACGCAGACUUCCUUCCCGAUUACUCGUGGCAUCUGCUGCUUCACCUGUCAGACUGGAGGAAGACGAUGCCCUAGGUGAGCCAACCAACCAGCCUCCAACUUGCCUCUCUGCCCCCGCUGAGACAACUCCAGCCACUGCAACCUCUGACCCCGACUCCCCACCAGCACCCACUAUCAUGGCCAUGUUUGAGAACGACAGCCAAGAUGUGGCUUUGAUGAAACGCAUGAACACAGGCUGGCGCUCCAAGGUCCCUUACUCCUGCAGGCAGUGUGGUGCCAUCUUGAGGCAGCCCUCCUUCAUCAUCAGCCACCGCUACCUCCACAGAGGCUACCGCUCUCAUCGGUGCCAGUGUGGGCGAGCUUUUAGGCACCGGCUGCAUCUCCUGCGACAUUGUGUUGAGCAUGCUGAGGCCAUGAGCUACAUCUGCGUCAGUUGUGGGGAGACUUUCAUUGGAGCGAGACUCUUAGCUGAGCACAUGAAAGGCAAACCACAGAAUAAGUCCCAUCAUUCUGGGCAUACAUGGAAACAUGAAGAUAAAAGAAAGUGCAGAAUGGCCUUUACAUGUGACUGUGGACAACUCUUUUUAAGGCCCUCUGCUUACAUAUGGCAUCAACUUCAAAACUGGACAAAAACUACACAAUUGAAAAAGCCCUUGAGCUGACAAACCAUCAACACAUGUCUGGUUUACUCCGUUUUUAGGUUCUCUUCUCCAACUUUGUGUACCACACUUUGUAAAACAAAGUGUUACAAUAAAAUUGACAUUUUGUACGGCCUCUGAUUGCCCCCGUUCUGUUUAAAGUGUCAAAGCAAAAUCACAUACACGUUCUUUUUAAUGGCUCUUUAAUUAUAAGCAUGUUCUGGAUGGUUAACAUGUUCUCACCAUGUGCAAAUGAUACAUAGUAAACGGUAAGAAUAAGUUCCUCAGAAGCUCUUUUGACAACCUACUGAAGUACAAAGGCAGUAAACCCACAAGGCUGUUUUUUCAGUAUUGUGAUUAAGUUAAAAAAAAAACACCAAAACUCCAGUUCAUCCUCCAGAGGAAGAGUUCAGUCCAGUUUUGCUUAUUAUUCUGAAAGUGCAUUUUUUUACAGUGAGGGGUGUGAAUGGGGGGUUUCUUGGUCCUCGUGUGUUCUGUUUUUCAGAUUUUUUUAUUUCAGCUUAAACUAAUACAAAUGUCAUCCUCUUCUGAGACAUCAAUAUCCUGGUUGAAAAUAGCAAAUAACCUUUUUUAAAUGAUUGUUUUGACUCUCCACAAUAUCACGGUUAACUUUUUUCAUGUCCACUUGGUGGAGCUGUUGAGUUGCUAACGGUUGAUCUUCCAAUACAACUUGAACAAGUCGGAUUAUUCUGAGAACAGGUGUAGACUGCAGAUGAACAUCACAACCCUCAAUGUGGACAUUAAUCUAUGAGUUCUAGUUUAUUUAUGUUAAGAUGUCUAGCACUUUACAAAUUGAAAUAAAGGUUGUUUUUGACUUGAA
Molecule: messenger RNA, 2551 nt
Organism: Hippoglossus stenolepis (Pacific halibut)
Lineage: Eukaryota; Metazoa; Chordata; Actinopteri; Pleuronectiformes; Pleuronectidae
Product: zinc finger protein 836
Exons: 1
Biological process (GO): regulation of transcription by RNA polymerase II
Cellular component (GO): nucleus
Molecular function (GO): RNA polymerase II cis-regulatory region sequence-specific DNA binding; DNA-binding transcription activator activity, RNA polymerase II-specific
Source: RefSeq, a predicted model, not a curated record